CUCAUCAGUCGGCAGAGGAUUUAUCUGAGGGACAUUUGGAUGCAGGAAAAUAAAUAAAAACAAGAGCCAAAGACCCAAAAAGGACCGACACCAUACAAGAGCAGCGAUGCGAUUGGUCAGCGUGGCCGGGGGACGGCUCCGCAGGGCGGCGGAGGAGGAGGGGGAGAGGGAGAGGGAACCUCCACCACCACCGUCGCACCACUCCAACCACCAGUUCUCCAGCAUGAAGAACAAGUUCUUCAAUGAGCUCACACACCUGCCGAUGCCCAUGUGGGCAGUGGGAGCCAUCGUGGUCGUGGUCCUCGCCCUCGUGGCCUGCAUGGGAUUCUGCAUCUACAAGAAGUGCUUCAACAAAGGCAAGAAGCCGAAGAAGACCCGUGAGAGAAAGGCAGGACGAGGACGCAGGAAGAAGGAGAAGGAAGGAGAGGAAGGAGAUGAAAAGAAGGAGGGAGAAGAAGGGAAGGAAGAAGAGGAGAAGGAGAACUUUGGAAAACUGGAGUUCACACUGGACUACAACUUUACUGAUAACCAGCUGAUAGUCGGCAUCCUUCAGGCUCAGGACCUGGCAGCCAUGGACAUGGGAGGGACCUCAGAUCCUUACGUCAAAGUCUACAUGCUGCCGGACAAGAAGAAGAAGUUUGAGACCAAAGUCCAGCGCAAGAACCUCUGUCCUGUCUUCAAUGAGACCUUCACCUUUAAGAUCCCCUACAAUGAGCUGGGCGGUCAGACUCUGGUGCUGCAGGUGUUUGACUUUGAUCGAUUUGGCAAACAUGACGUCAUCGGCGAGAUCAAGAUUCCCAUGAACAGCGUAGACCUCGGACAGCCGUUACAUGAGUGGAGGGAUCUGGUUGGAGGAGAGAAAGAGGAGCAAGAGAAGCUCGGUGACAUCUGCAUUUCCCUUCGUUACGUCCCCACGGCUGGUAAGCUAACGGUUAACAUCAUGGAGGCUAAGAACCUGAAGAAGAUGGACGUCGGAGGACUGUCAGAUCCCUUUGUAAAGGUGGUGCUGCAGCACAACGGGAAGCGACUGAAGAAGAAGAAGACGUCGGUCAAACAGAACACUCUGAAUCCAUACUUCAAUGAGAGCUUCAGCUUCGAGAUCCCCUUCUCUCAGAUCCAGAAAGUCCAGGUGCUGAUCACUGUGUACGACUACGACAAGCUGGGCAGCAACGACCCCAUCGGCAAGUGCUGGAUUGGCUACGGCGCCUCAGGCGUCGGGCUGCGCCACUGGUCAGACAUGUUGGCCAAUCCCAGGCGUCCGGUGGCCCAGUGGCACACGCUGCUGCCAGAGGAGGAGGUGGACGCUGCUCUGAAGGCCCCCAUCCGCUAAACACACUCACACAUACACAGCACACCAUCAUCUGCAUAGAAGGGGUAUCGUUCAUCUGAAGCCAAACAGCUGUUGGUUUAAUGAAAUGACCUCUAACUUUUAUUUAUAUUUAUCUACAUAAUUUCUGUAUUUCAUUUGGGGGUCUAUUUAUAUUACUGCAUGUGUGCUUUUCUGUUGUUUAAAACUGCAGUGUGGAACUUUUGUCUCCCCCCUCUGGCAGUGAGGGUUAUUACACAAAUAUUGUCGCUGUGUGUUUAUCAUCUAUCCCUGCAGGAUCGCUCACUUCACAGCUUUGUUGCGUUCAAUCCUUCCUUAAAAGUUUAAUUUGUUAUCUGGAUCAUCCACUCCUGAAACUUUUCUUGGAUGCCUCUUAGCAUUUCCUGCCGUGCGUCUACGUCUUUCCGGCAAUUCAAAAGCUAACACUGGCAAUAAUAAUUAGGCCCUGAUCACACAGUUAGUGUUCUGCAGGUUGCAAGGCGCACUCCACUGCCUGCCUUUUUGUUUUGAUGCCACUAUUAAAAACCACUUGCUGCGUCUUUUUUGUUGCCAAGCAACCACCCCAUCACCACCUUACAGUAACCUUCCUUUGUAAUCAGUCUACUGUUUAUUUAUUGUAUUUAUCCUUCAGUGAGCAUUGUGCGUACUCCUGCGGCCAGGUCUUUGAUGUAAUGGACGUUUAUCGAUAUACAAAAGUUCCGCACUCCAGCUUUAAAUUCAUUUGACUUUCUAAACAAAUAAAUCACCUUUAAAUACAUUAAAGAGGUACUCCAGCGAAUCAGUGUUGCAGUUACAUAAAGUUUUACAACUUUGUGUAAAUGCAACACUUACAGAUUUUUUUUUAAAAAGAGGGGGGCGUAAAAACCUCCUCUACAUUCACAGGAGACAUUAUUAACUGUUUUCAUGGGCUGAGUCAGUCGAUCUCCUCCUGAGGAGUAAACUUAACUUUGUGUGAAAAAUGGCAGAGUGCUCCUUUAAUAUGUAUUUCAUUGACCACCUUUAUCUUGCAGACAAGGUGGUCAUCUCCCUCUCAUGUAAUCAGUGUCCUGACUGUCUCGAGGUUAAAAGGAUCUUUUUCUCCAGCACAGAUCAACUGUCGUGUUUUCACAGUAAUUUUGAUACUGUUGUAUGAAAAGUAUAAAAUCUAUUCUUCGUGUUGGAGUAACUUGAACCUGCUGCUGCAGAGCUGCAGUGUGUCUUUGUCUGUAUGUUUUUUCUUUAUGUUUCCUCUUGUCAAACCUGAUCUCUCUCUUUUUCUUCCAAACAAUUUAAACUUGAUUUUCCUGUGAAAUGAUUUAGUUUCAUGUUUCGCUCUGUGUCUCUGUGGCUCCUUCUGUGCUUGUGUUUGAGUGAGUGUUGAUGCUGUUUGUCUGGUGAGUGUGAACACUGAUGUUCAGCCCAGUCACCAUGUGACCAAACCACCGAUACGUCACAUUUGUGUGCUUCAUGUGGAGCAGAUAUGUUGAGCUUUAUGUGUCUUUAUGUUGUAUAUGCCAUAGCUGGAGGCAAUAUGUCCGUCCGUCCAUCUGUCCCAUUCUCAUGAACGUGAUAUCUCAAGAACACCUUCAGGGAUUUUCUUCAAAUUUGGCACAAACGUCUACUUGGACUCAACAACGAACAAAGUACAUUUUGGUAACUAAAGGUCACUGUGAUCUUGUCUGUUGCAUUCUCGUGAAUGUGAUAUCUCAAGAACACCUUCAGGAAAUUUCUUCAAAUUUGGCACAAACGCCCACUUGGACUCAGCAAUGAACUGCUAAGAAUUUGGUGGUCAAACGUCAAACUUACUGUGACCUCACGAAACAUGCUUUUGGCCAUAACUCAAGAACUCAUUCACUAAUUGUGACCAAACUUGACACAAAUGUCUAACAGGAUAAAAUAAUGAAGGUCAAAAGGUCAAAGGUCAGCUUGACUGUGACAUCAUCAUGUUUUAAUGUCAUAUCUCAGGAACAGAAGGGGAGACAUUUGCUCAGAUACUAAUCAGAGUCAGACAACCACGGGGCGGUAAUUCUAGAUUCUAGAAUUUUAUGUUGUGGCAACACUGUGGUUAACAUGUGGUUAGGUUUAGGCACAAAACACACCUGGACAUGUCUGCAUCCACCAGCUCCUCCACCUCCUGAUGAGACACUCAGCUCACACACAUGUAAUCUGAACUACGUCACUUCAGAAACAUUCAUGUGACACAUAUGAAACAGACAAAUGCAACGUAUCUGUGGUUUGCAGAAAUGUAGAGUGCCAACAUUUCACUCUGGUGACUGGACUGUGGUGUGUGUGUGUGUGUGUGUGUGUGUGUGUGUGUGUGUGUGUGUGUGUGUGUGUGUGUGUGUUAUAUCAUAAGAUAAUGUAAAACUGUUUGAGGUUUCACUUUCAAUACACACAAAGUGAUUGUAAAUAAUAGCUGAAUGAAUAAAGCGUUUCCAAACGAUGACAGAUGGUUCGACGGAUGGAUGGAUUUACAUGUGAACACACACACGCUAUAAUACCCUCAUGUGCGAACAUGAUAUCCCUUCUUUGCACACAAGCACAAAGUCACACACACGUACACACACACACCAGUAGAACCAGUUGGAUGCACCAUUUUCAACUGAAAACUCUAAACCAUACAAUAUUCCUGCUGCUCCAGGCGGGGUUUUAAUACAAUCAGUGGUGCUGUGACACGAGUCGUCAGAGGAACUGAACCACUGACUGUAAUUUUCGGAGAGUAACUAAUCCUUCAGCCUCUGAUCACUGUUACUGUUUGUCCCACUAAUCCAGUAAUUAACAUGGAGGCUUUUUGUGGACAAACUGAGGUCCUCACUGUCCAAAGGGAGCGUAACGCUCACUGAUACAUCUGAUUUCACCGAGGUCAGUGUGUGUUUGUGUGUUUGUGUGUGUGUGUGUGUCAGUGUGUGUCAGUGUGUGUGUGCUGAUUUGAUGCAGUGAGUGAAAGACCAGAUUAACAGUGUGUCCUCUUUAGUCCUUGUCUCACGCAGUGAGCCAAACAUGUGAGGCAGGAAUUAGAGGGGUCGGACAGGAAACAUAAUUACCACAGAUUGGAGAGAAGAAGAAACAGAAAACACACCGUGUUCACCAACGACACUGAAAGCACAAUAAAUUAUGUUUAAAAAUGAGGUCUAAUUUGUCAUUAUUUCACACGUUUGCCCAUUUUUCUAUCUGAUGUGGACGUUACAUUAGAGCUCCAGUGUGAAGGAUUCAGAGGGACAUAUUAGCAGAA
Epinephelus fuscoguttatus (brown-marbled grouper) is the source of this 4538-nucleotide messenger RNA. It is a transcript of the gene syt5a, whose product is annotated as synaptotagmin Va. The transcript has 9 exons. Gene Ontology annotation, biological process: regulation of dopamine secretion; synaptic vesicle endocytosis; cellular response to calcium ion. Bases 107 to 1330 code for a protein of 407 amino acids. The record is from RefSeq and is a predicted model, not a curated record. Gene Ontology annotation, molecular function: phosphatidylserine binding; clathrin binding; calcium-dependent phospholipid binding. Gene Ontology annotation, cellular component: synaptic vesicle membrane; axon; dense core granule. NCBI's taxonomy places the organism in Eukaryota, Metazoa, Chordata, Actinopteri, Perciformes, Serranidae.